[Torrubiella] hemipterigena is the source of this 1308-nucleotide messenger RNA. NCBI's taxonomy places the organism in Eukaryota, Fungi, Ascomycota, Sordariomycetes, Hypocreales, Clavicipitaceae. The record is from the annotation of a GenBank genome assembly.
ACCACCCGCUUCCCUCAACCGCACUCGCCGUUGCGAUUGAAUUAAUUCUUCUCCCAAUUCGUGACAUCGAAAAACCAGAAUCAUGUCAAUCAUUCGAACGGCUCUUUGCAGGGCCUGCCGGCGUUCGCCGCUCCCGCUCCGAAGAGGGCUGGCUACAGCAAGCACCACACGCGACAAUUACGUCAAGCUGGUCGAAGUUGGGCCUCGAGAUGGCCUGCAGAACGAAAAGAAGACGAUUCCUUUACAGACCAAGAUUGAGCUAAUCGAAAGAUUGGCCCGUACUGGUCUGACCACCAUUGAGGCGGGCUCCUUUGUUGCCCCUAAAUGGGUGCCUCAGAUGGCCAACUCUAGCGAAAUCCUUGAACACCUCCUUCAGCACAAGGUCCAAUCGCCUGUUCCAAUUUCAUACGCCUUCCUGGCACCAAACACAAAAGGUCUGCAAAAUGCAGCGGCGCUACUGAAGCAACACGCUGGCGCAUUCACAACCCAAGCCGAGCCCGCUGCGAACGACAACGAAGCGUCCAGACCGGCAAUUGAGAUGGCCGUUUUUGCUGCCGCCACAGAGAGCUUUUCACAGAAGAACCUCAACUGUGAUAUCAAUACAUCUCUGGAAAGAUUCAAGGCAGUUAUCCAGGACUCCAAGGCUCUUGGACUCCGCGUCCGAGCCUACAUCUCUGUUGUGCUUGGCUGCCCCUUUGAAGGGUUCGAUGUUGACCCCCACAAGGUAGCUGAGAUUGCUACAGAGUUGCUCGAAGCUGGUGCCGACGAAAUCUCUCUCGGCGAUACCACUGGCAUGGGAACUGCUCCUCGCACCAGCGCUCUGCUUAAGUGCAUGGCUUCUGCCGGCAUUCGCAACGAAGAUAUUGCCAUGCAUUUCCACGACACCUACGGCCAGGCUCUGGUUAACACUGCUGUUUCCCUAGAGCACGGCAUCCGCACGUUUGAUAGCAGUGUUGGCGGACUAGGCGGCUGCCCUUACAGCCCUGGUGCUACAGGUAACGUCGCAACUGAAAACAUGGUGUACUUUAUGGAGACUCUUGGUAUGGAUACGGGAGUUGACUUGGAUGCUAUGGCUGAUAUUGGAUCCUGGAUUACGAAGGAGAUCAACAAGGCUAACGAGAGCACUGUUGGCAAGGCUGUCCUUGGAGCUCGGGCUAGAGCCACAGCCGAUGCUAUCAAGAAUAUUUAAAACAGGACGGCUGUUGUAGAAUACACGUAUGAAAAAUAUAUACUAAAAGUCAAAUCGUAUGUAUUAUGGUACUGUUUAAUGUGGUAGAUUAACUUCCGUGUUCGUCACCCAAAUAUACU